AAAUGCAGUGAUAUUGAAGGAGCGAAGAAAUAUUGUCCAAAGCUCUGAGCUACCUUUGAGUUGAGGAUGGCGGAAUCAAGAAAGGUCAUGAGUUUGCUUGCACCCAAGACUAUUCCACUGUUCCACUUUACUGGAGAUAAAGCUACCACACCCAUCUGUCCAGUUGAUAUGCAGCCUAACCUGAACCCAUCGAGUGGAGCUCAAAGUUACCAAAGUGCUGGCGCAGAUUGCACACGAAGUGCAAAAUACAACCUUCCAUUUUUCCUGGAAAAUCUGGGUCCCAGAUUCUCUGAAUGGAGCGUCAAUGCUCAUGAGGCGAGGCCUGGACACCAUACGCAGGUUCAAGGUAACAUAGAACAUUUCCGUGACAGCUGCGGCGGAGUGAUUAGUUGGCUUGACAGCGUCACCUAUUACACGGCGUUUACAGAAGGCUGGGCUCUAUACGCUGAGAAUCCGCUCAUAGCUGAAGAUACAGACACUUACAAGUAUGAGCCCAUGCAGANAGACCAAACAGUUUCUACAAAACAACAAUAA
Messenger RNA from Orbicella faveolata, 534 nucleotides. RefSeq lists its product as uncharacterized. NCBI's taxonomy places the organism in Eukaryota, Metazoa, Cnidaria, Anthozoa, Scleractinia, Merulinidae. The record is from RefSeq and is a predicted model, not a curated record.